AUGCCUGCCAAGGACCACCCAAACAUUGUCAAGUUUCACGGCGUCUACUACGAGAGGUGCUUCGUCUGUAUUGUCAUGGACAAGCUUGAUGGCGGUGACCUCGUAGAGGGCCUGCAGCGCCACCUCAAGGAGCGUGGUCAAAUUAAUUGCCUCGACGUAGUGCACGUCGCGUACCAGAUGGCGGCCUCCAUUCACUACCUCCAUCAGAGGAACGUGGCGCACCGGGACGUGAAAGGUGACAACUACCUCAUGGACCGGAAGAACAUGACGGACAAGCAGUGCAAGAUUGUUUUAACAGACUUCGGCACGGCCUGUACCGCCAGCCCCACGGAUCGGCUAUCCUCGGGGGUGGGCACGAAGAUCUUCUGGCCUCCGGAGUUCUUCGACCGGGACUACUCGCAGAAGGCGGGCCCUGAUCCGUGA
This is a messenger RNA of Symbiodinium natans, 423 nucleotides long. The record is from the annotation of a GenBank genome assembly. NCBI's taxonomy places the organism in Eukaryota, Dinophyceae, Suessiales, Symbiodiniaceae.